GUGGAACUGUAGACGUAACGGCGCACGAGAUCUUAGAUUGCGACAAAGUAAAAGAGGUUUUGCGUCCUUCUGGUGGGAAUUGGGGAGGAACAAUUGUUGAUGACAGUUACAUAUCUUUUAUCACUGCUUUGGUAGGACAAAAUACUAUAAAACAUUUUGAAUCCAAGCAUGCUCUUGGUCUAUAUGAGCUGUGUCGAGAAUUUGAAAUUACCAAGCGCAAAAUAUCACCUCAUUCUGAUCUGAAAACAACUAUUCGGUUUCCAACAGCUCUUGAAGAUUCCUACAGAGAAGCAAAUGCUGGAGGAAAUGUCAAGGCCCUUUCCGAGAUUUUCUGGCAAAAAGAAAAACGCGCUAUUUCUUUCUAUAAAGAUAAGCUAAGAAUAGACACAAACACAGCAAAUGCUUUUUUUGAUGAAUCAGUAUCACAGAUUAUCCAACAUCUUCAAACUAUUUUAAACUCAUUUGAGGGGAAAUUCAUCUCUACAAUAUUGUUAGUUGGUGGUUUUGCAGAAUCGGCAGUUCUAUUUGAUGCAGUCAGACGCCAUUUUCCCGAAAGACAUGUUAUUAUUCCAAAGGAGGCUGGAUGGGCAGUUUUAGCAGGGGCUGUUAUAUUUGGUCAUGAUUCUAGUUUAAUAGAAAAGAGAAAGAGCAAGGUCACAUAUGGUGUUGCUUGUUCUCAAUUGUUCGAUCCAGAUAUUCAUGAACCAAAAUAUUUAUUUUUUAGAGAUGGAAAAGCGUGCUGUAAUAACAUGUUUCACAAACAUGUAGAAAUUGAUGAAAUAAUCAACGUUGGGAGUUACCAAUCAGACGAGAUAUAUGAAUUAACUUCUACGUUUGAUUUCACAUGGGAUAUUUAUUCUUCAGAAGAAAAGAAUCCUAUGUACAUCACAGAUGAAGGUUGUAACAAGAUUGGUACCUUGAGGCUCCCAAAAAGAGACGUAGAUCUCGACAGCAAAAUGAGAAUCCAAAUGUCAUUCAGCAACACUGAAAUAGAAGUUAAAAUGACUUACACCAAGACUGGAGAAUCGACACAAAUUUUUCUCGAGCAAUGA
Saccostrea cuccullata (small rock oyster) is the source of this 1052-nucleotide messenger RNA. Its product is annotated as heat shock 70 kDa protein 12A-like. Lineage: Eukaryota; Metazoa; Mollusca; Bivalvia; Ostreida; Ostreidae. The annotation marks the transcript as partial. The transcript has a single exon. The record is from RefSeq and is a predicted model, not a curated record.